Molecule: messenger RNA, 420 nt
Organism: Nannochloropsis gaditana CCMP526
Exons: 4
Coding region: 1-420 (139 amino acids)
Biological process (GO): transmembrane transport
Cellular component (GO): membrane
Molecular function (GO): myo-inositol:proton symporter activity
Source: RefSeq, a predicted model, not a curated record
AUGAGAGACGCCGGCUUUGUCACGAAGAACGCGGCCUUUGGGAUGACCAUCCUUGUAGGGGCGAGCAAAACGCUUUUCACCAUCUUAGCCGCCCUGUACGUGGACCAAAUGGGUCGUCGGCCCUUGCUUUUCAUCUCCAUCGGAGGACUCUUUGUCUUCCUGAUCGUGAUGGGCCUGGCCUUUGAACGAGAGAGUCUGGCCUGGUUGAUGGUGGUAGGGACCACUGAGGUAUUCAGCACGCGCAUCCGUGCCAAGGCCAUGUCAUUGGCAACGUCCUCCAACCGUCUUAUCGCUGGAAUCGUUGCGAGUACAACGCUCCCCCUGGUCCAGGCGCUGACACCCAUGGGGUUCUUCUUCUUCUACGCCUGCAUGACGAUGGGCACUGGGGCCUACGUCACAGGCGGGUGCCCGGAGAAAUAG